Messenger RNA from Vigna angularis (adzuki bean), 1265 nucleotides. RefSeq lists its product as uncharacterized. Bases 150 to 617 code for a protein of 155 amino acids. The record is from RefSeq and is a predicted model, not a curated record. NCBI's taxonomy places the organism in Eukaryota, Viridiplantae, Streptophyta, Magnoliopsida, Fabales, Fabaceae. The transcript is spliced from 2 exons.
CUCUGAUACUGCUAAUUGGAGUUUAAUUAUAUAAAAAACUAAUGUAGAAUUGAAAGUAGUAAAAGAGGAGUGUUGUUGGACAAAUUAUUGGUCUAGUUUUGGGUUUUGACAGGUGAAGUUCUUAAGGAGCGAGUCUGAAGAGAUAAUUGAUGAUUGAGCUAAAAAUGAGCUUGGAAGAGUCUCCAACAAAUUAUAGAGCAAACCAAAGCAUGCACAUGCAGAAACGCUCGUCGCCAGCAAGAGUACGCUCGUCCAGGACGUUUAGAGGGGACGCUCGUCCAGAAAAAGACAAGAAAGGACGCUCGUCCAAAAGAAAAGAGAGAACGCUCGCCAGAGAAGUGGACGUUCGUCCAGCAAAGAAACAAGUGGACGCUCGUCCUGAGAUAAGUGGGCGCUCGUCCAAGCUAACAGAGAGGACGUUCGUCCCAGGAAGAGGACGCUCGUCCAGAGGAGAGGACGUUCGUCCCAGGCAGUGGACGCUCGUCCAGCCAGGCAGAAGUGGACGCUCGUCCAGCCAGGCAGAGGACGCUCGUCCAAGUUGCAGAGAGGACGCUCGUCCAGCCAGACACGAGGGACGCUCGUCCAUGCAGAAGAAACGAGAGGACGCUCGUCCAUGAAGAAGAGGACGCUCGUCCCAGAAGAGGGCGCUCGUCCAAGAUAAGAGGACGUUCGUCCAGCGAGAUAAGAGGACGCUCGUCCAGCGAAACACGCAGAGGACGCUCGUCCACCCAGGACGCUCGUCAGUGGACGCUCGGCAGCAAGAAGUGGACGUUCGUCCACUUUCAGGUUCCAGAGAGUUUCACGCCCGGGCGUGAGAAAUGGGGCGCCCGGACGCGACUUUUCGCCAGAUUUGAAUAUUUCCCGAGAGUCUCGCGCCCGGGCGCGACUGACAGAGGGCGCCCGGGCGCGACUUUUACUGAUGUGGCAGACAGCUUAUUUAACCCUAAAACGCGAAGGGGAAUGGGUCUUUGGUCAUUGGGAGGCGCGAUUUCACGGCUGGAGCUCAUGGAGGGCGUGAGGAGCUUGUGGGAACAUCUCCUCCUCUUCCUUUGGGUCUCCUUCUUCUUCCAUCUUCCAUGUUUGUAAGCUUUAGGGUUCUCCAUGGAAAUGGAGAACCAAACCCAUCUUGUUGGGAUUAGUUGUAGCCUUUGAAUUCUUGUGUAAUUGUUGAAUGAUUUGAAUUUAUAUAUGCUUUUUCUAUCAAUUGCUAGUAUUCUUGUUUCCGAUCUUAAAGCUUGCAUGUAAUGGGAACGUUCAUGACUUGA